CCAGUCAGACCUGACCGGGGCCCGCUCGCUGCCCUUUGUGCUCACCCACGCCUGCACGCCUCUGCCGCCCCACUGCUUUCCUGCCUUCCCCAGGGACCGGCAAACACAUCCCACUGGUGAGAGAUGGUACCUGCCUCUCGCUCCAUGCUGGGAGCUGUGGCUGAAGCCUGUAGGAUCACUGAUAGCCAGUGGUAGGAGGGUGGGCUUUUGCCUCUGUGGAUGUUACACGUUGUGAGUAGAGCAGCUGGUUCCUGGCUUUGCCCCCCUCGAGGUGUCCGUCAGCCCUGUGGUCCUGCAUCCACCAUCCUGCUUCUUCAGUGUCACCGGCCAGCGUGGGAGCUGAGGCUGGACAAUCAGGUCCCAUGUUGGCCCUCCCGUGCUGGGGAGUAGGAGGGUUUGGUGGCCAGCCCUGUCCCCGAGAGCUGGAGAUCCUGUGCCAAGGAUUGGCUGUGCUGGCCCGGCAGCAGCGCCUGAGGCGGCUGCCCUUGCCGAGAGAGCAGGAAGAUGAGCGGAGCUCCGGCACAUCUCCUGACAACUCUCUUCAUGGCAGCGGCAGCCGUGGGCUACCAUCGCUCUGCCACCGACCUGGAUGCCACCCCCAGGACAACGGUCUCCUUUGAUGAGCUGUCGGGAGUCCGGCGCUUCAAUGCGCACACCCUCAACUACAGCACCCUGCUGCUGGAGGACGACCGGGGCAUCCUCUACGUGGGCGCCAGGGGAGCCAUCUUUGCCCUCAACUCCAGUGACGUGGCUGACGGCUCCCACCACACGAUCCACUGGGAAGCCUCCCCUGAGAAGCAGAUGGACUGUCUGCAGAAGGGCAAAAACAACAAGACCGAGUGCUUCAACCACGUGCGGUUCCUGCAGCGGCUGAACAGCACCCACCUGUACGCCUGUGGGACCUACGCCUUCCACCCGCUCUGUGCCGCCAUCGAUGCAAACAGGUUCAUGUUGCCGUCCCACUUUGAGGAAGGCAAGGAGAAGUGUCCGUAUGACCCUGCCCGUGGCUACACCGGCCUCAUUGUGGAUGGAGGCUUGUACACAGCAACACGCUACGAGUUUCGGAGCCUCCCUGACAUUCGGAGGAACCUGCACCAGAGGCCACUGAAAACAGAGGAGUCCCCGCUGCACUGGCUGAAUGAUGCCGAGUUUGUGACCUCUGUGCUGGUCCGGGAGAGCAAGGACAGCCCUGUGGGUGAUGAUGAUAAAAUCUACUACUUCUUCAUGGAGCGGGCAGGAGAGGAGACCACAUCCUUCUUUGACAAGAGUCAGGUGGCCCGAGUGGCCCGGGUGGCCCGUGUCUGUAAGAGCGAUGUUGGGGGCAAGAAGAUUCUGCAGCGCAAGUGGACAUCCUUCAUGAAGGCACGCCUGGUCUGCUACAUCCCCUACUACGAGGUGCUGCGCAGUGUCUGCAGCCUGGAUGGGGGCAACUGGGCCAGCACUGUCUUCUAUGCUGCCUUCACACUCUCAGCACAGUGGAGGACCAUGGAGGCCUCAGCCGUGUGCCGCUACAACAUCUCGGCAGUGCAGCGUGCCUUCGAGGGCCCCUACAUGGAGUACCAGGACUGGGCUCGCAAAUGGUCCCGCUACGACGGUGCAGUGCCCGAGCCCCGGCCCGGCUCCUGCAUCACGGACCACUCCCGCAGGAAGGGCUACAACUCCUCGCAGGACCUGCCCAACAGUGUCCUGGACUUUGUCAAGCUGCACCCACUCAUGUUUGAGGAGGUGAAGCCAGCCGGCGGGGAGCCGCUCCUGGUGAAGAAGAACGUGGUGUACAGCCAGCUGGCUGUAGACAGGGUGCAGGCCCUGGAUGGCCGCUCAUACGAUGUGCUCUUCAUGGGUACGGGGGAUGGCUGGAUCCACAAGGCUGUGGUGGUGAACUCUGGCAUCCACAUUGUGGAGGAGGUGCAGGUGUUCAGGGACCUGCAGCCUGUGGAGAGCCUGGUGAUCUCCCACAACCAGAGGAGCCUGUAUGUGGGAGCAGCCAGCGGGAUUGUGCAGGUGCCCCUGGCCUCCUGCGCCAGGUAUGCCUCCUGCUAUGACUGCAUCCUCGCCCGGGACCCCUACUGUGCCUGGGAUGGCAGGGCAUGCCGCACCGUCACCACCACAGACAGCAUAGGGCUGGUGCAGGACAUUCAAAGUGGAAACAAGGGAUGCCGGAGCAGCUCUGGACGGGUGCGUGUCCCCGCAGGUUCCCUGCUGUGGAAGAACCGGACAGUGCUGCAGGGGGAUGAUGUGCUGCUGCCCUGUGACCAGCGCUCCAACCUGGCCCGAGCUGUGUGGUUGCUGAACGGCAGCGAAGUGCUGGGCACGGGGCAGGACCGGCUGCGUGUGGGGGUGGAUGGGCUGCUGGUGACAGACACGCUGCCCCAGCACAGCGGCGAGUACCACUGCUACGGGGAGGAGCAGGGUCUCCGGACCCUGCUGGCUGCCUACAGCCUCACCGUGCUGCCCGAGCUGCCCCGCAGCCCUACAGCUGCGCCAUCGCCCCAUGCUGCCAGCCAGGCGAUCAACGACACAAAGGUGGCUUACAUCUCCGCCAUCGUCACCUUGGUGGUGCUCUGCACCGUGCUCAGCACCAUUCUCCUGUACAUGUCCUGCCUGGAGAAGCGCAAGGGCAAGUACGUGCUGGGGGAGCCGCGGCCAGCCAGCGUGGAGCUGCAGACCGUCUCGGCCAACUGCCUGCGCAAGGGCCACCGGGAGGAGGAGGAAGAACAGCUCACCUACCCUGAUGGCUGCCUGCGGAUCAUCCCUGGCGAGGCACCCACAGCUGCCACCUCCCCAGUCAAGGAGCUGCCGGUUGCCGUGCCCCCACUGCCGCCCCCGCUGCCGACCGAGCUCACCAACGGUGUGGGGGCUCUGCCCAAUGUCCUCCGCAAGAUGAAUGGCAACAGCUACAUGCUGCUGCAGCAGCAGGAGGAGCCACUGGCCUCCCCACUCUACAGUGCAUCCUUCACCGAAGAGCUCAGCAAAAUUUUGGAGAAGCGAAAACACACGCAACUGGUGGAAAAGCUGGAUGAGAGCUCCGUGUAGGGGCUGGGGAGGGGGGUCCUGCCAGUGGGACCCUCCUCCCCUCCAGCCCCUUUUCCCAUCCUUUGCCAGCAGUGUUACAAGACUCAGGCAAAACUACCUCCUGGAUGGCAGAGCUGGGCCGGGCCCGGGCUCGGCCACUCCUUUGGCUUUUCAUUCACUUUUGAGACUCGCUCUACAGAAAAAAAGUAUCUAUUUAAAUUUGGAGCUCUAUUUAUGUAUAAAAACUCACUGACGGUGGCCACGAGCUGGAGACAGGAGCUGGCACCUGGCUGAAGGUGGACACCAUGGGGAAGGAGAGUUUUUGUCUGUUCAUCCAGGCGUGAGAGACGCUGUUGUGGGUGUAUGGACUUGGCCAGCCCUGCUGGGCAUCUUUUGGCACACAGGAGCUGGAUAGCUGCUGAGAGGGUACCCCCUCUGUGAGAGGAUGGUUUGGCGAGGGACAAGAGAUAGGGAGAGGAGCUGAUGUCCUGAAUACCCUGGAGCAGCUGGUGAAGGGGCAUGUGCCUACUGCGAAGAGGCCACAGGGCACUGGAUGCAGCAGCAGAUAGCAAGAUGCACUGGCAGUAGGACUGGCAGCCACCACCGUGCCCUACAGUGUGACAAGGGACCAGUGCACGAUCCACAUGCCUGUGAUAUCUGCAGUGCCCCUGUGCCUCCAAGCACAAAGCGUCUCUGCCCUCCUGUGCAGCACUGUUGAUGAACUGGGGUUCAGGCACAGCCCUGUCACCCAUGGGAAAAUGCGUGGGCAGGGAAAUGUCCUCACACAGUGAGGAAGAAGAGCCUUGGACAAGGGCCUGCCUCCCUCUGGAGCCUUCUCUCAUGGCACUUUCCAGGAGAAGCCAUGGUCCCUAAAUCCUCUCAACUGUUUCUGCUUCUGCCACCUUCUGGGGGAACCUGAGAGAUGGGGGUGACAAAAGCAUCUCAUGCUCCAGGGACAGUGUGGUGACACUGGAGAAGCGGGGGAGGGAUACAUCCUCCCCCAUGUUCCUUGCUCGUACCUCCAUGAUCAGGACGUUGCCAAGGGCUCAGCCCUGCAGGGGAAACAGGAGAGGGGUGAAAACCCCUGGGGUCCCUCAUGAACUACAGCUCAGGCCUCCGACUCCAGGAGAGUGAGGCUUAGCAGGAAAAGGCAAGAGUUGCACACUCUGCUACCCUGCCCCAGCCCUUGUCUUUGCUGCAAGGGGGCGUGAGCCACCCCCAAGGACUACCCCAAGGACCACCCCCAACGCCCAAGGAGGGGCAUCACUCUGUGUCUGGCACUCCUCAUGCACAGCUCCCCAUUCCCCCCAGCAAUAAAAAUGGCUCUGUCUGGA
Messenger RNA from Poecile atricapillus (Black-capped chickadee), 4346 nucleotides. It is a transcript of the gene SEMA4G, whose product is annotated as semaphorin 4G. The record is from RefSeq and is a predicted model, not a curated record. Lineage: Eukaryota; Metazoa; Chordata; Aves; Passeriformes; Paridae. The transcript is spliced from 17 exons. The coding region runs from base 505 to 3033 and encodes 842 amino acids. Gene Ontology annotation, molecular function: chemorepellent activity; semaphorin receptor binding. Gene Ontology annotation, biological process: semaphorin-plexin signaling pathway; negative chemotaxis; positive regulation of cell migration.